This is a messenger RNA of Entelurus aequoreus (snake pipefish), 1842 nucleotides long. RefSeq names its product NME/NM23 family member 7 (gene nme7). The record is from RefSeq and is a predicted model, not a curated record. Gene Ontology annotation, molecular function: ATP binding; nucleoside diphosphate kinase activity. Lineage: Eukaryota; Metazoa; Chordata; Actinopteri; Syngnathiformes; Syngnathidae. Gene Ontology annotation, cellular component: centrosome. The transcript has 12 exons. The coding region runs from base 121 to 1251 and encodes 376 amino acids. Gene Ontology annotation, biological process: UTP biosynthetic process; CTP biosynthetic process; GTP biosynthetic process.
GGGAUUGAUAAAAACCCUAACUUUUACUCUGUAGCCCGAACGCACCACGGGCAUAGCCUGGGCUAGCGAAUGCUCGCCAUACACAACAUUGGGACAUGAAUACUUUGUCAACGUGAAAUAAUGGACAUUAAGGACCGCUUUGCCUUCCUUGCUGAGUGGUACGACCCCACGGCGUGUCUGCUGCGGCGCUACCAACUCUUUUACUACCCCAACGACAACUCAGUGGAGAUGUUUGACGUGAAGAACCAGAGGAUAUUCCUGCGGCGCACCAAGUACGGCGACCUGCGCAAGGAGGACCUGUUUGUGGGCAACCGCAUCAACGUCUUCUCGCGUCAGCUUAACCUCGUGGGCUACGCCGACCGCUACACAGCCAACAAGCUGGGCAGCAAGAAAGAAAGGACGCUCGCCCUGCUGAAGCCGGAUGGCGUUUUGAAGAUCGCAGACAUCCUGGAAAUCGCGAAAGACGCCGGCUUGAUGGUGACCAAUGCUAAGAUGACGCAUCUGACAUGGAGCCAAGCGGCAGACCUUUAUGUGGAACAUCAAUCAAAGCCGUUCUUUAAUUCCCUGGUGCAUCAGGUGUCCUCCGCCCCCGUGGUUGCCUUGGAGCUGAUGGGCGACGACGCCGUGUCCAUCUGGAGGAAACUCCUGGGACCCUCCGACGUGGCGGCGGCCCGGAAGGAGGCGGCGCACAGCGUCCGCGGGCUGUUCGGAACCGACGACGGCAGAGACGUGGCGCACGGUUCGGACUCGCUGGCUGCCGCCGCCAGGGAGCUGGAGUUCUUCUUCCCGACAGCGAUUUGCCACGGUCCGCCCAAUACGGCCCUCUACUCGGACUGCACGUGCUGCGUCAUCAAACCUCACGCCGUGUCUGAAGGCCUCACCGGCAAGAUCCUCAACUCCAUCGCUGCUGCAGGGUUUCACAUCUCAGCUUUGGAAAUGUUCAAUGUGGACCGAGCCAACGCGGAGGAGUUCUACGAAGUCUACAAAGGUGUCGUGCUAGAAUACACGGACAUGGUGACCGAGCUCUCUCUGGGACCCUGCAUGGUCCUGGAGAUCCACGGCGCUGACGUAGCCAAGGCCUUCAGGGAGUUCUGCGGGCCCGCCGAUCCGGAGAUCGCGCGGCACCUUCGUCCCACCACGCUGCGUGCCAUCUACGGCACGGACAAAGUCAAGAACGCCAUCCACUGCACGGACCUUCCGGAAGACGCCGUGUUGGAGGUGCAGUACUUCUUCAAGAUCCUGGACGGAUGACGACAAACACACACUAGGCGACCUUUUUGACCUUUUAUUGUUUCAGCCAGAUGAAAUAAAGUGACCAGAAGACUCCUGACAAAGUGUUGUUUUUCUCCCCAACAUGGAAUUAUUUUCACACCUCGGAUAUUCUUUCCACUUUGGUAUCGGAUUGAAACAUUUGAAAACAACAAAUAAAAUGUACAACUGCAUAAAUAUAAAACUCUUCCACCGUGAACGUGGCUAAAACAUUGAGAGGCCGCGUCGACUCCGCUAGAAAGCUACAAAAAAGAAGUGAUGGGAUCCUUCCACGGUCCACCUGAUGCUGUCAGGAGGUCUCGGGUACCACGCUCGUAUUUCAGUUAGUCGGGAGCACAUUUAACACACACGCACACUAAAAGCCAACGAGACGGGAGAAAUUACAAGACACAAACACGUCAGUAGUAAUGGAAUUGCAGUUUUCCAUGGCUGGUUCAUGUAGAGUAGAAUAAAUAUGUUGCUAUUGCUACUGGACGCACAGACGAGUGAAGCACACGGAUUUAAGUGGAGUAUGGUGGCCGCGCUAAUAUCAAUUGGUUCUAUAUCGGACUUGCUUUUUUUUUUUUUUGUGGU